Gekko japonicus is the source of this 2803-nucleotide messenger RNA. Its product is annotated as complement component C6-like. The record is from RefSeq and is a predicted model, not a curated record. Gene Ontology annotation, biological process: immune response. The transcript has 17 exons. Gene Ontology annotation, molecular function: protein binding. NCBI's taxonomy places the organism in Eukaryota, Metazoa, Chordata, Lepidosauria, Squamata, Gekkonidae. Bases 1 to 2802 code for a protein of 933 amino acids. Gene Ontology annotation, cellular component: membrane attack complex.
AUGAGAAGAAUCAUAUCGGUGUUGCUUAUCCUACUGAGCGGUGAAAUUCGGGAAAGCUUAGGGUGCUUCUGUGACCAUUACCCAUGGAGUCCCUGGUCCAGCUGUUCUAAGACGUGCAAUUAUGGAACUCAAAGCAGAUCGAGAAGCAGGGACUUCAAUGACUAUUAUUUCAAGCAUUCUUGUGACACUUUGUGUACCUGGAGUGAAUCUCGGGCAUGUAACCAGCAGGCGUGCCCUAUCAACUGCCAGCUCAGUGACUGGGAGCCCUGGUCAGAGUGCGAUCCAUGUGUCAAAAAACAAUUUCGUGUGAGGUCGCUGCUGCGCCCAUCUCAGUUUGGGGGCCAAGCCUGUACCGAACAGAUGCAAGAUUUCCGGAAGUGCUUCCCUACAAAAUUAUGUAACAUAGAGGAAGUUAAUUGUGAGAAUAAAUUCCAGUGUGAAAAUGGACGCUGCAUUGCCAGAAAACUCGAAUGUAACGGAGAAAAUGAUUGUGGAGACAAUUCCGACGAACGGAAUUGCCGGAGGAUAAAGCCCGUGUGCAACAGACAAGCCGAGAGCCUGCCCAGCAUUCAGCUCGCAGGCCUUGGAUAUCACCUAAUGGCUGGAGAAACCCGAGGGGAAGUGCUGGAUUAUUCCUUCAAUGGCGGGACCUGUGUCGUGGUGAAGAGUGAAAGGACUAGAUUUCGUGUCCCUGCAAACCUGGAGGCUGUCAGUUUUGAGGUAAAAAAUGAAGAAAAUGAUUUGAAAACACAUUACUAUAGUGACCUAAAACCCUUUGCACAUAGUCAGGCAGAUAGCACGUCUUCCAACAGAAAGGGCAGAAAGACUUCUGGAAUCCCAUAUUUUUGGGGAUCAAUAGAGAACAAAGAAUCUACAUCAUCUUCUGCCUUCCGUGAAGCAAUCAAAGCAUCCCAUAAAAUGAAUUCCAACUUUAUUCGGAUCUACAAGGUGGUUUCAGUGUCAAACUUCACAGUGAAGGCAUCAGACUUGCAACUCUCUGGCGUGUUCUUAAAGUCCCUCAACAGCCUGCCUCUGGAGUACAACUAUGCCCUCUACAGCCGGAUAUUUGAUGACUUCGGGACUCAUUACUACACUUCUGGGUCAUUGGGAGGGAAAUAUGAUCUCCUGUAUCAGUUUAAUGAAGAGGAAACAAAAAGCUCAGGAUUAACAGAAAAACAAAUGGCAGAGUGCGUGUGGACAGAAACAAAUAAGUAUACGUUCUUCUUUCGUUCAAAAAAAGUGAGGUAUCACUGCUCUACAAGUCGGAUGACAGAGCGCUACGAAGGUUCCAUUUUGAAGUCAUCUGAACGGUCUAUUUCCCUGGUAAGAGGUGGGCGGGCUCAGUAUGCUGCAGCUUUAGCCUGGCAGAAGAAAGGUGCUUUCCCAGGGCAAACUGUCUUUUCUGAGUGGUUGAGCUCAGCCAAGGAAAAUCCUGUGGUGGUUAAGUUUGAGGUGGCCUCCAUUUUGGAUUUGGUAAAGGACAUUCCAUGUGCUGUAACGAAACGCAGACAUCUCACAAGGGCUCUUUCAGAAUAUAGGGAGAGAUAUGACCCAUGCCGAUGUUCUCCUUGUCCCAACAAUGGGCGACCUGUUUUGUCUGGAACUGAAUGCCUCUGCGUGUGUCAGGCUGGAACAUAUGGCGCUAACUGUGAGAUACGAGCACCAGAUUACACAUCAGUUGCAGUAGAUGGUUACUGGAACUGCUGGUCUGCCUGGAGUCCCUGUGACGCCUCUUUCAAGAAGCGAAGGACCCGACUGUGUAACAACCCUUCACCUCUGAAUGGAGGGAAGCCUUGUGAAGGUGAAGCAGAAGAGGAAGAAGACUGCUACGUCUCAUUAUUUGCAGAUAGGGGGGCUCCGUGUGUAAAUGAUGAUGAAGGCCGAAGAGAAGUAGACAUGUUUGAGUCUGAAUCUGAGUCUGGGUGCCUGACUCCAGUACCGCCAGAAAAUGGAUUUAUCCGGAAUGAGAGACCUUACUACUCAGUUGGAGAAGAGGCUGAAGUUGUCUGCCUGGAUGGACAUCAUCUCAAAGGCUACCAAUUCCUUAGGUGCCUUCCGGAUAAAACAUGGAAUCAACAUGCUAUAGAAUGUGAACCAUCAGCUUGCUCCAGGCCAUUGGCCUCUGACGGCAUCUUGAUCUCCCCAUUUAAAUUUCAAUACGAGAUCGGGGAAACCAUCCAGAUAAAUUGCCCAAAUGGUUUCAUUCUCGUUGGCAAAAAGAAAUACACCUGUGGGAAUGACCUAUCCUGGACUCCUGCUGUUCUGGAAUCUCUGUCUUGCAAGAAACAUGUGCAGAUCAUUUCCAAAGGCAACUGCGGGCCCGGACGGAAAGAGGUGGAGUCUCAAUGCGUGUGCAUGUCUCCCGAGGAGGACUGUGAUCUCGGCUCAGAAGACAUCUGUGUACUGAAUGUCACAUCUGCUCAAGCCUUUACAAAACCCGGCUGCCGGUACCUGGCGGAGAAAUGCAGGGGUGAUGAUGGGCUCCACUUCCUUCAUCCUGGCCCCUGCAAUGACAACACCGAUUUGACCUGGGCAACCGAGAGGGCCAGCCUUUCACCAAACAGCUUGAGGAAGGAGCCCUGCGGAUAUGAUGAGUGUUACGACUGGGAAACAUGUUCAGAACGUCAAUCAGUGUGUACCUGCAUGCUCCCAUACCAGUGCCCAAAGGAUCAGGGCCCAUUCCACUGUAUCCAGAUUGGAUCUGGGCGUCGGAAGAGGACAUCCACCCUCUGCGCAUUGGGGGCAAUGAAAUGUGCCAGUACAAGGACGGAACUGUUGCAUCCUGGGAAGUGUCUGCCUUAAA